This is a messenger RNA of Mangifera indica (mango), 3064 nucleotides long. RefSeq lists its product as uncharacterized. Gene Ontology annotation, molecular function: mRNA binding. The record is from RefSeq and is a predicted model, not a curated record. Lineage: Eukaryota; Viridiplantae; Streptophyta; Magnoliopsida; Sapindales; Anacardiaceae. Gene Ontology annotation, cellular component: mRNA cleavage and polyadenylation specificity factor complex. The coding region runs from base 246 to 2348 and encodes 700 amino acids. The transcript has 2 exons. Gene Ontology annotation, biological process: mRNA alternative polyadenylation.
GAAAGAAACUUUGAAAGAAGACAAAUAGAUAACGAGUUUCCAGAUUAGGGUUUCGUUCGCGAAGAUCCUUUCAUUUCAUCUCAAUUUUCACUGGUAAGAUCUAACAAAGCUCGAAUCUUUCCUUCAUUUUAAGCAUCUCUAUUGUCUUUUGCAUCUGGUAAACACCCAGAGCGACAUGUUUCUGGUUUCAAUUUUUGGUCAAAACUGAAAAUAUUUAUUGAGAGAGAGAGAGGGAGAGAAAAGAAAUGGAGGAAGGGGAUCAGGUGGAGCAGUUUCAUCGUAACGAAGCGAUCUCAGCCGUUGCUGAUGAGGGGUUUCUCGGGGAAGAGGAUGACGAUUUUGAUGAUCUGUAUAAUGAUGUUAAUGUCGGUGAAGGGUUUCUUCAAAGUUUGAAACAGAACGAGGACGUUGUGGGGUCUGAAAAGGAUGAUAAUAUUAAUAACAAGAGUAAUACUAACCGUAAUGAUGAGGAGAAGAAACUAGAUUCAGCGCCUAAUGUUGCGGGCACUGUUGGUGAGAGUGGCAAUAGUAGUUUGCCUAGGGUUUCUGGGGGAAAUUUCGGUAAUAACAAUAAUAACGAUACUAAGCAGAAUUUAGGAUUUAGUGGGCCUGGCGGGAUGGGUGGGCGUAGUGGUGGAGGUGCGCUUAGGGUUGAAUUAGGGCAGAGUAAGGUGACGAGCGAAGUUGAAGAGCAGGUUAUGAGCAAUAACAAUGUUAAUAGUGGUAAUAAUACUGGAGGUGGUACUGGUGUUGGUGGUGGUGUUCAAGGGAAUAUAGUGCAGCAAAGUCAUACUGGCGGUGGUGGUAUGGGGAAUGAAGCAAUGAUGAGACAGGGAGGUGGGGUAGUUGUUGGUGGUGGUAAUGGUCAUAACAUUGUUGUUGGUAAUGCUGGUGGCGGUGUUGGUGGUGGUUUAGGAGGUGGUGGUGGGACGAUAUUGUUUGUUGGUGAUUUGCAUUGGUGGACAACUGAUGCUGAGUUAGAAGCAGAGUUAUAUAAGUACGGGCAGGUGAAAGAGGUGAAGUUUUUUGAUGAAAAGGCUAGUGGGAAGUCAAAGGGGUAUUGCCAAGUUGAGUUCUAUGACCCAGCUGCAGCCACUGCAUGUAAAGAGAAUAUGAAUGGACAUUUAUUUAAUGGACGGCCAUGUGUGGUAGCAUAUGCAUCACCUUUUAGCGUUAAGAAGAUGGGGGAGGCUCAAGUUAAUAGGAAUCAGCAGAUGUCACAAGCUAACAUUGGGCAAGGUAGGAGGGGAGCAAAUGAUGGUGGGGGUAAGGCCGGAGGAAAUAAUAUUGCAACCGGUGGGAAUUAUCAAGGUGGGGACAAUAAUAGAGGUGGCUAUGGAAGAGGGAAUUGGGGAAGAGGCAAUAUGCAAGGGAUGGGAAAUAGAGGGCCAGCUGGUCCAAUGAGGAAUAGGGGGCCUGGUGCAGUGGGUGGAAGAGGUAUGAUGGGGAAUGGUGGAAACGGAUUUGGGCAAGGCAUUGGUGGGGCUCCUCCCUUGAUGCAUCCUCAGUCAAUGGGAUUUGAUCCAGGGUUUGGUGCACCUAUGGGGAGGAUGGGCAGUUAUGGGGGUUUUCCCGGUGCCCCAACACCUCCAUUUUCAGGGGUUCUAUCUUCCUUCCCACCUGUAGGAGGUAUUGGAUUGCCUGGUGUAGCACCUCAUCUUAAUCCUGCGUUUUUUAAUGGUCGGAUGCCAAUGAAUGGGAUGGGUGGUAUGAUGCCUGCAGGUGGUGUUGAGGGGCCUAAUAUGGGAAUGUGGUCAGAUCCUGGUAUGGGAGGAUGGGGUGGUGAGGAGCAUGGUGGUGGAAGAGCUGGAGAGUCUAGUUAUGGUGAGGAAGCUGCUUCUGACCAACAGUAUGGCGAGGUGAGUCAUGACAGAGGAGGUUGGCAGAAUUCCAUGAAGGAAAAAGAUCGAGCUUCAGAAAGGGACUGGUCUGGUUCCUCUGAGAGAAGGUAUCGCGAUGAUAGAGAGCCUGGGUAUGAAAGAGACAUGCCUAGAGAAAAGGAUAUGGGGCAUGAUCACGACUUGGCUGAGAGAAGGCAUCGUGAUGACAGGGAUGUUGGUCGAGACAGGGACAGAGAGCGUGAUAGGGACCGUGAACGUUCAAGAGAUCGUGAGCGUGACCGUGAUAGGGAGCGAGACCGAGAAAGGGAGCGUGAUCGGUAUAGGGAGGAAAGAGAAAGAUAUCCGGAUCAUCAUAGGUACAGGGACCGUGAAACAGAGCAUGAUGAUGAAUGGGACAGGGGGCGAUCAUCAAGGCACAGUAAGUCACGUUUAUCUCAAGAGGAUGAACAUCGCUCAAGAUCGAGGGAUGCUGAUUAUGGAAAGAGACGACGGCUUACUUCCGAAUAGCUUAGUUUGAUGCUUAUUAUUUCAUGCUCAUUCAGAUACUCUUACAAGUGGCGUUUUUGGUCCUUAAUUGCUGAACAUUACUUCUCAUUUCAUUGCCUUAAGUUUCUUGAUUGUCGCAUUUCACCAGGAGUAUGGUUUCACCAUUGCAUGAAAGAACUUGAAGGAUCAGUGAUCUUGAGAAUUGAAGCUGUUCAGCAGAACUGUGUUUCCUUACAGAUGAAGAGGACCUCAACCUUGCGUGUGAGAGGAAGACAAUGCAUAACUUUUAAUCAUUACCGACAUUGAUGUUGAAGAUGAACUUUUGCUUUUUAGUUUUUGGAAUCUUUUGCUAUGUCUGUUUUAGUUUAUUGACAUUUGAUCAGAUCAAUGUUAUGGAUGAUUUGAUGAUGGCUUGAACUUCUACUAGUCUGGAUGUGGUAGAUUACUUCAGAACUUAAUGUUUGAAUGUGAUGUAAUAGGAUUUAGCACAGAAAAUGUUGCUGAUGUGCCUGCUCAACUUUGCUAGUUGGCAAGUUGUUGUAUCAUUUUUUAACCCCUUUAUAGUUUCUGAUUAUACCACUAUGUUUAUCAUGUUAUUUUUUGUGAAGGGGAUGUAGGAAAUCUGAUGUAAUAGGAUUUAGCACAGAAAAUGUUGCUGAUGUGCCUGCUCAACUUUGCUAGUUGGCAAGUUGUUGUAUCAUUUUUUAACCCCUUUAUAGUUUCUGAUUGUACCACAA